This is a messenger RNA of Trypanosoma theileri, 405 nucleotides long. RefSeq lists its product as uncharacterized. The record is from RefSeq and is a predicted model, not a curated record. Lineage: Eukaryota; Euglenozoa; Kinetoplastea; Trypanosomatida; Trypanosomatidae. The transcript has a single exon. The annotation marks the transcript as partial.
UUUGAUCGACUUAGGGAACAAGGUAUUGUCCUUCAGCAAUUCCCAGGUCCCUCAUCUAGCUUAACAGAUGAGGAAUGGACACAGAAUCAACUCUAUGAUAUCAUUGUUAACUCAUCUAGAGAGCAAAUAGCUGCAGCCAUUCUUAAAAAUCACGACAAGCAUGAGAACGAGGAUGUAGAAGCGAAAGAAAAAAAGAAGAAGAAAAACAAAAAAAUGGGAGAAGAGGGAAAAGAGGAAAUAAAUAGAGAAAGGGUGAGCAAUAAGGAAAUGGAGAUGGAUAAACAUGAUGAAGCUCGACGCGAUCCUGGGCGUCCUUUGUUAUACCGUGGACAAUCAGAGAAAUCACUAGAUGGCCAACGUGGAGUUGCAUCCUUUUCCCGACAAGUGAACUCAUUAGGAGAAAGA